UUCAUUUUCAAAUGGUCAUCAAGGGACACCACACCCUCAAUGGUUGCAGCCUACAGGGUAAUAAAAAUAAGCGGAGGAUGAGAUCUUAAGACAUAUUUGCCCAGAGUGAUGAAGAUGUCCACCGUGAACCACCAGCGCCACCUCCUCCGGCUAGUUCUCUCCUGCCGCAAAAUCACAGCCCAGGUGACUCACCCGCAGACGGCGUCCAUUAUCGCGAUGGCUUCAUCGUCUGAGCAAGAAUUUACAGCUGAGUACAGAGCCAAGUUGAACAGGUUCCCCAGGUCCCACAACAUGUGGGACUCCAAGAUCGCGUCCAGAGUGGGCGAGAAGCUCGGACACCGCCUUAAGGAAGCCGGCAUCUGCAACGUUGAGAUUGAUCACCAGGAAGAACUGGCCAGGCCGGCUCACUACCGUAAGAUGGUGUCGCCGCUUUUCCAAGCCGUGAAGCGCGCCGGUAUCGCCGUGGCUGGCGGUGAGAAAUUGGAGUUCUGGAGUUAGGGCUAGAUAUGGGCAAUGGGCCGUUUAUCAAUUAUUUCUACAACUUUAUACAAUGAAAACUCUCAAUUUUUUAGUUAGUAAAUGAAAUUCCAUUUUAAUAAAUAAUAUUAGUCAAUUGUUAUACUAGGAAUCAGAGUUCAUAUUGUAUUGUAAACUCGAUACAAAAAUUCUAUGCAUCCAGUUAACACA
Ipomoea triloba (trilobed morning glory) is the source of this 687-nucleotide messenger RNA. RefSeq lists its product as uncharacterized. Gene Ontology annotation, cellular component: ribosome. The record is from RefSeq and is a predicted model, not a curated record. Bases 109 to 498 code for a protein of 129 amino acids. NCBI's taxonomy places the organism in Eukaryota, Viridiplantae, Streptophyta, Magnoliopsida, Solanales, Convolvulaceae. The transcript has a single exon. Gene Ontology annotation, biological process: translation. Gene Ontology annotation, molecular function: 5S rRNA binding; structural constituent of ribosome.